Molecule: messenger RNA, 450 nt
Organism: Peronospora farinosa
Lineage: Eukaryota; Oomycota; Peronosporomycetes; Peronosporales; Peronosporaceae
Source: the annotation of a GenBank genome assembly
AUGAGCUACACACCGAUUCAGUCGCCAUCUCCAUCAACAUCGACAUCGUCGCAGUGCAGCAUUGUGCUUGGCCGCCCUCCACUUGGAUGGCAAAAGAAGUUGAUGCUGUCACUGAAGAAUGAUACAAUCGACCAACCUGAGACUCGUUUCGGUAGUUUUGCUCCAUCUUCUGAGGAGACGAGCCCCUUAUCUCCUACAAAUGCUGUUACUGCCAACCGGAAGAAUCACGGCCAGCAUAGAUUUGCAUUAGAAUCAUCGCCUUCACCAACAAGAAGCGACAGCGAAAACUCGCUCUUGAACGCAGUAGUCCCGGCCAAUGCGAAAGAGCACAUAAUGGCGGCUGCAACUUCGCAACAACUUCCCACAGAUUCAAGAAUGUGGUUCCAGCGACCAGCUGCCAUGACCAGUACGGUGUCCAUCGUGGCGAACGUUUCUCGUGAUUGGCUUUAA